UAUAACUUUGUGUUGCCGCUCCUGGUUGUUAGGAGAAGGAAUGUGGAAGUCGGCGGAGAGGAGGGCGACAGGUUGCUCGAGGGAACGGCGGCAGCUCCAGGGUUUCUCUUCCGCCGCUGGUCCGCCGCUUGCUUUCUCUCCGGGGAGGGAGCGUGCUGCCAACGGUGGGGUUUCCCCCCUCAUUUUAAUGCCGCUUCUGCUACUUAAAGUGGAACGACUCGGGAACGGCUCCAAAAUCAAGAAUCCUGCAGCAGCAGCAGCAGUAGAAUCGGCGCCUCGUUUUCCUUCCGUGCAUUUGGAGCUGGAUUUUCCGCCUGCCCAACGCGCCCGGCUUUGAGCUUCGCCUUCCAGACCGCUGCUUCUCGCUUGCUCCUUUCGUUCGCCCUGCCUGCUUGACCUCUCGCCCUGCCUUUCCCCCUUUUUUUUUGGCCGACGCUUUUUUUUUUAAAUGACUUGAGUGGUGGUGGAGGGGAACUGUCAAGAUGGCAGCAGCAGCGGCGGCAGGAGCGAGGAGGUUAUGAAUGUGGUGGUGUUGCCGCCGCCGAUGCUGGAGCGAAACCCCGGCAGCCCGCGGAGGACUUGGGUUCCCGGACCUGUUGGAAGAUCGGCGAUUGAACUUGUUUGAAUUCUCCGCGUCACUUUCUUUUACGCCGAGGGAGAAGAUUUAAAAGAAGGAGAAGGCAGGAGAAGGACGGGCGUUUUAAGUUUUCCUCUCCUUGUUAAAAAAAAAAAGGGGGGGGGUGGCUUCUCUUGCCCGCCGCCCUUCACCGCUUUCGGAUUUCUUUUCUUGUCUUUUUCGGAGGAGGAAAAGAGAGCGAUCCCAAAUGGGGAAGCCGCGAUUGGAUGGGUGUUAAGGCUUCGGUGCUCUCCGUGAAGGUGCUGGGAAGAAGGACUUGUAAGACCGAAGGCGCCCAUCAAACCAGCAACAGAGAGACUCGCGAACAUCUUUUUUUUAAAAAAAAAAAAUAAUGAUGCUGGGGGUCGUGUGAAUGGGGGGUCUCUUUAACAGCUACAGAGCGAUGCUAUUGGAGGACUCAGGCGCGUAGCGAAAGAUAAACAAACGCGCGGGCGCAGAGCCGCGAUUUGAUUCCAAGCUCUGCCGUCUUUGGAAAUGCUUCCCAAAUCGGUCAGCCUCAAAGGGCAGCGGAAAGAGAGCUGACCUGGAACCCGGAGAGUCCCGGAUCGCUUGCGGAUCGCCUUAGAACUUUUCCUUUCUCCGGCGGGGGAGACGGGCGAGAGAGAGAGAGAGAGAGAGAGAGAGGUGGCGGGCAGGAAGGAGGAGGCGGCCGGACCUUGAAUGGAGAGCGGCGUGCUUGCCGGAGCUCGCUAAUCUCUAGCAGGGAGCUGGGUGAGGAGAAGAGACCGGAGCGUGGAUCGGGUUUCCGUCUGACAGCGGGAAGGACAGAAGGGAUCGCCUCAAAAGCGGGGGGAGGCCAAGAUGGCUGAAGUGUCUCCCCCCGCGCUCUUGUCCCCUCUGGACGUGGAGUUGGACCCGGAGUUCGAGCCCCAGAGCCGUCCUCGCUCCUGUACGUGGCCCCUGCAAAGGCCCGAGCUCCAAACGAGCCCGGCCAAGCCUUCGGGAGAUGCGGCCGCCGACGCAGCCUCCAUGAUUCCCGAAGAGGACGACGACGCUGACGACGAGGAGCAAGGGGGCACCUCCGCCGCCACUGUCUCCGGCGGCGCCGGCGACGCUCUCGCUUCGGAAGACACGGCCCGUCUGCUGGUUCCCUUCUCCGGACUGCCCGGGGAAGGAUCUGGCGCCUCUGCGUUGAGCGGCGGGCAGCAGCCUCAGCCAGUAGCGGCGGGAACAGCGGCCGCGCCGCGAAAAUGCUCGUCCCGGAGAAACGCGUGGGGGAACUUAUCGUACGCGGACCUGAUCACUCGCGCCAUUCAGAGCUCGCCGGAGAAGCGCCUCACCCUGUCCCAAAUCUACGAGUGGAUGGUGCGCUGCGUGCCCUACUUCAAGGAUAAGGGCGACAGCAACAGCUCGGCGGGCUGGAAGAACUCAAUCAGACACAACUUGUCCCUUCACAGUCGAUUCAUCAGGGUACAGAAUGAAGGAACUGGGAAAAGCUCGUGGUGGAUGAUCAACCCCGAUGGUGGGAAAGGAGGGAAAGCACCACGCAGACGAGCUGUAUCGAUGGACAACAGCAACAAAUACACAAAGAGCCGAGGACGAGCAGCUAAGAAAAAAGCAGCCCUUCAAGUUGCCCAGGAGACAAGUGACGACAGCCCCACCCAACUAUCCAAGUGGCCUGGUAGCCCAACCUCCCGUAGCAGUGAUGAACUGGAUGCGUGGACAGAUUUCCGGUCUCGUACCAACUCGAAUGCCAGUACAAUAAGUGGCCGCUUGUCCCCAAUAUUGGCAAGCACUGAGGUAGAUGAGGUGCACGAUGAUGAUGCUCCCCUUUCUCCCAUGUUGUACAGUAGCUCACCCAGCAUGUCCCCAUCAGUGAGCAAGCCCUGUAACGUUGAGCUGCCUAGGUUGACUGACAUGGCAGGCACAAUGAACUUGAAUGAUGGCUUGACAGAUAAUCUUAUGGAUGACCUCCUGGACAAUAUAACCCUUCCCUCUUCCCAGCAGUCACCCACAGGAGGUCUCAUGCAGAGAAACUCAAGCUUUCCAUACGGCUCCAAAGGUUCAGGGCUUGGUUCUCCAUCCAGUAGUUUCAACAAUGCUGUGUUUGGACCAUCAUCUCUGACUUCUCUCCGUCAGUCUCCCAUGCAAACCAUCCAAGAGAACAAGCAAGCUACAUUUUCUUCCAUUUCACACUACAAUAACCAAACUCUGCAGGAUCUGCUGGCUUCGGAUUCACAUAGCCACAGCGAUGUCAUGAUGACUCAGUCUGAUCCACUCAUGUCACAAGCUAGCACCGCUGUAUCUGCCCAAAACGCCCGCAGGAAUAUUAUGCUUCGGAAUGAUCCAAUGAUGUCGUUUGCUGCUCAACCAAGUCAGAGCUCUUUGACCAAUCAGAACCUGCUCCACCACCAGCAUCAAUCCCAGAAUUCCUCUCUCAGUGGCAGCCGUGCCUUGUCAAAUUCUGCCGGUACUAUGGGCUUAAGUGACACCAACCUUGGAUCAGCAAAACACCAGCAACAGCCACCUGCCAACCAGUCUAUGCAAUCACUUUCUGACUCCCUCUCAGGCUCUUCUUUGUAUGCCAACAGCGUGAGCCUUCCGGUCAUGGGGCACGAUAAAUUCCCCAGUGAUUUGGAUCUGGAUAUUUUCAACGGGAGCUUGGAAUGCGAUAUGGAGUCCAUUAUCCGCAGUGAACUCAUGGAUGCAGAUGGAUUGGAUUUUAAUUUUGAUUCCCUCAUCUCAGCCCAGAAUGUUGUUACACUGAAUGUGGGAAACUUCACUGGUGCUAAGCAAGCUUCAUCACAGAGUUGGGUUCCAGGCUGAAGGAUUUAUGCAAAGAAGGGAAAAUGGGCAAAGCAGGCCCUUCAUCCAACAUGAAUCCUAAAGAAAAAAAAUCCUUGCCAAAAUCAACUGUCAGCAAAGACAGGGAUAUCGUUUACAGCAUUUGUGAACCCUGCAUUCUUUUCCUAAUGAAAACAGAGACUGUUAGCGAGCCCCAGAACUUGAGGAAAGAACUGACUUAUCUGGAACUGAACUCAUUUUGAAGUAUGCAAAUUUUUCUUACUGUAGGGUGAUCCACCACCAACUUGAGGAUAUGUUGGUUCAGCCACCAUUCUGUUUCAGAACACUGUGUAGCCUUUACAGUAGUGUGCUUGUCAAUCAGUAUAUGGCGUUCCAAAAUGGUGAUGGGUUGCAGGAUGCUUUUAGGUUGGCUUUUGUUCUCCUAAGGUUUCCCCCCCCUCCAGCCCACCCUUCUUAAGGUGUGAGGGAUGCUUCCCCCCCCUCUCUGUGUAAUCCUUUACUUGUCCCCUUCUAAUGUGCCAAUUCCUCAUGAAAAUUAAAUACACAACAAUAGGCUUGAAAUAUCAACAGCACUUGAAUACCAAUACAGUUUCCAGCUGUGUUAAACUGUUGCAGCAACACAAGUGACAGUAUGGUGGCACUUUAAAAACUUAGCAAAUUGGGUAUAUGACAUGGGAGAGUGAGGAAUGGCAAACAGUAAGGGGGAGAGAAAUGCAAUGCAAGAAGCACCAAUGCCCUCUGCAUUUUGUUUCUAUCUUCAGGAUAGCCUUCCAGGUAUGCAAGGACAGAGGAUGUCAUGAAACUUUGCUCUUUAAGAUGCCACUGAACUUUUUGUGAACUCCUGCAAUUGUUAAGAGUACAACCAACCAGAUGAAUUCAAGAGUUACUUUGAAACUUAAUGUUUAUAUUUAUUUUGGUGUUUUAUGUGGGGAUUGGCUAGCUAACUCAUUAAUUCUCAACCAGUCCCUACAACUCCUCAACCAAAUAUUUUCCUAAUCUUGUACGUGUUUCUUUUUACUUUUGGUACCAAGAGAGGGUGGAUUUUACCUCACAAAAUUAGCCACCACUAAUGUUGCAUCCUAACCAAGGUUCAGUUGGUGUGAGGGGAAAAGGGCAUUUCAUUAUGGGGAGUCAGUAACUCUAUCUAAAUCUAGUCUAGGGUUAUGCAAGCAGUUUUGCCCAAAUGCUGCAGUAAAUUUUUGCUUUUUUGUUUGUCCCUCUAGCUUAGCAAUUGGCCAAUCUGAGGUGCAUUGUUUACCACUUGCCAAAUAUAACCACAUAGAAGGCAACGGCUUGCUUUCAAAUUAUUACUCUUAUUAAUAAUAACACAAAACCUAAAAGAAAAAAAAUGAGUAUAUUGCAUGAGAACGGAGUUUUAUGUAUCUGUAAUAUCCAAGGCUUGGAUGAUUUAUUUCAUUCAUAAUCAUUUAUUCAUCUUUCUCUUCCUUAUUCUUUUCCUCUUGUGAUACAUGGUGGAAACUGGAAAACAAAGGUGGUUAGGAAGGAGACACAGAGAGGGAAAAUCCAUACCGAGAGCUUUUCAUAGGAGCGUAGAUUGUAACUGGAUAAAUUCCAUUGAAAAACAAAGUAGUUUUUAUAUAUUUUGCUUAUAGGGAUUUCUUUUUGUAAAUUUAUAUAGUAAUAAUGACUGAAAGUUAUGGUGCUGUGCAAGUCCUGUUUAAUUACUUUUUAUUGGUAUUUUUCAUGUGAAGGUGGGCAAAGAAGGGAAGAAAGAAAUAGGGGGAAACCUGAUGGUACGUUUUAAUUUUUUUUUAAUGGCGUGAAGACACUUUGGCUUAGGACAACAUAUACAUAUUUCUCCAAAGUGAUAUAUGAAGAACUUUUUUUGGCAUAAAAGCAGAAUGCAUAUAAAUAUAUAAAUAUAUUUUAUUAUGUACAGAAACAGAUCAUUAUGCAUGAUUGUUAAGAGAACAGACUAGCAUUUUAACCCAAAGUUUCAGUGCAUGAGUUUCCACAAGCACGUGAAUCAUGUACCUGCGUGGUGUGAUUCCUCUCAGCCACCACCUUUCACUGCGCGCGCACAUGCAGCCAUUCAAGCACAUUCACACACACACACAUACAUCGGUGGGCCCCAUAUUGCUCUUCUUUUCCAACUUCUGAGGUAAUAUUGGUGAAAUAACAGCUCCUUGUGUGAUGAAAGUUUUGUUUUGUACUGUAGCUGCCUCCUCCUCCUCGUGCUGCGCUAUUCUCUAGGUCAACACAUGAAGUCCACCAUGCAGUUCAUAACUUCAAAUGAUGACAAUUCUGUGCUGUUGUGGUUCUAAAUAUCUCAUAGAAUAUACACUUUCAGACUAGUUAAAUGAUUUUUAUCAUUUUCCAAAUAAAUACAGACUAUUUUUUUAAUAAUUAAGGUGGUAUAUUUGUCUAUGGCAGGGCAUAGUUUAUCAUGUUUCUUUAAUUAUAUAGAACCAAUGUGUGUGCUUGUUCUUCACAUUGGAAAGGGCUUCCCUGAAAGGAAUACCUUAUAAAAAUGUCAUCUGUUCCAGGGGCUUAAGAAAAGUAUUGACUUAUCUUGAGAGACUCAGUUACAGGUACCUAUUACCAAAGCUAGUUAAGAAUGUGCUCACAUGCCUUUACUAAAUAUGAGUAUCUGGCACAUCAUUAUAUGUGAAUUAAGCCAAUGAUGAUAUUUUGGGGUGUUUGUUGUUAUUUUGUUCUUUGAAAUGGAAAUGUACUUGGUGAUGGACAAUUUAUUUCCAAGUUUCUGUCUUGUCUUCUCAACAGAAACUCUGUGCAUAAAAAAACAAAAAAAAUCCGGUACUGUAUAAGUUUAUGGUUUCCUCUAUUUUGACUGGGUUUCCUUUCAAUACUUGAAA
Molecule: messenger RNA, 6219 nt
Organism: Thamnophis elegans (Western terrestrial garter snake)
Lineage: Eukaryota; Metazoa; Chordata; Lepidosauria; Squamata; Natricidae
Gene: FOXO3
Product: forkhead box O3
Exons: 3
Coding region: 1439-3403 (654 amino acids)
Biological process (GO): regulation of transcription by RNA polymerase II
Cellular component (GO): nucleus; mitochondrial matrix
Molecular function (GO): DNA-binding transcription factor activity, RNA polymerase II-specific; RNA polymerase II cis-regulatory region sequence-specific DNA binding
Source: RefSeq, a predicted model, not a curated record